Rosa rugosa (rugosa rose) is the source of this 2375-nucleotide messenger RNA. Its product is annotated as F-box/FBD/LRR-repeat protein At1g13570-like. Gene Ontology annotation, molecular function: protein binding. Bases 172 to 1662 code for a protein of 496 amino acids. The transcript is spliced from 4 exons. The record is from RefSeq and is a predicted model, not a curated record. NCBI's taxonomy places the organism in Eukaryota, Viridiplantae, Streptophyta, Magnoliopsida, Rosales, Rosaceae.
GUGUAAACCAUCCUGUGCUUGUGGAAAUAUCCUCUCUUCCAGUUCAGUGCUUGAUUCUCUUCACAAAAUAAUUUACUUGAAUUUCGAUACUGAAGAAUUAGAAGUUCCAAUUCUUGAUACACAGCACAUGCCAUUGUUUUGUUGUUGAAUGCUUUUUUCUUCUUAUUGGAUAUGUCAGAUCCUAAGAAAACCAUCCAAUCAAAUUCCUGUUUGAUAGAGAAGAAGAAGAUGGAUCAGUUGGAUAAAUUAAGCAACUUACCAACUGGUGUUACACACCAGAUUUUGUCAUACUUACCUAUAAAGCAGGCAGUGAGGACAAGUAUAUUAUCGAGUGACUGGAGGUACAAAUGGGCUCAGCUUCCGUGUCUUGUGUUUGAUGAUAAAAGUGGAUAUCCAAUUGCAAAGGCUGUGGAUCAUGUGCUGUUACUUCAUAGUGGCCGCAUUGACACUUUCAAGCUUUCUACUUUUAACUAUCCAGCCCAUAGGGAUAUAGAUAAAUGGAUUGCUCAUCUAUCAAGAAACAAUGUCAAAGUGUUCGUACUGAAAGUAUGGAAGCAGUCUCCCUACAAUGUGUUUUCCGGCUUCUUUUCUUUUAAAGAUUUGACUCAUUUAGAGUUAUGCAAUUGUUUGCUUAAACCUCCAACGACAUUCAAAGGCUUCAGGAUGUUGAAGAGCCUUCAUCUUCAAGAAGUUAAAGUGUCCGGAAAUGUGUUGGGAAAACUAAUUGCUUGCUGUCCUCAGCUUGAGAGAAUAAUUCUAUGUGACUUAAAGGGAAUCACUGAUGUCACUAUUGAUGCACCAAGUAUCCGGUUCCUUAGAGUUAAAGGCAGUUUUGAGGAUGUUCAACUAGCAAAUACCUUAAAUCUUGUUGAUGUUUCAAUUGACUGGAAACAAGUUUCUACAAUCAGUUCUGGCAAAUUGCUCAGGUAUUUUUUUGAACUGCCUCGUAUUGAAAGGCUCACACUUAAGGAUGGCUUUUUAGAGUAUGCUGCUGGUUCCUUGACCAAGAAGCUGCUGCCUAAACCAUGUCUAUGUCUGAACUUUCUUUCUAUAAGAAUACGCUUGAAUAAUUUGGACGAGAUUUUAACUGCUAUCCACCUUAUGAGAAGCGCACCUGCUCUACAAGAACUAAACAUUUUGGUUCGAAAAGGAGAAGAGACUAAUGAUGGAGAAGCAACCUAUUGUUUAAGUGACAAACAGAAUUGGGAAUUCACCCAACUGCAACGAGUGAAAGUAACCGGCUUCUCUGGUGUCAAAGCAGAAGUAGACUUCAUUGAAUUUCUGUUAUUAACCUCACCUGGUCUUCAAGAACUAGAAAUUUCAUUUUGUCAAGAUGUGGAAGAAGUGGACUUUUCUUGGUUAGAUGACAACCAGAAGACUUGUGCAUUCACACAACUGCGAGUUGUGAAAGUAACUGGCUUCUCUGGUGUCAAAGCCGAAGUAGAUUUCAUUAGAUUUCUGCUUUCAAGUACUUCACAAAUGCUUGAGAAAAUUAUUCUUCAACCUGCUUCUGCCAAAGUUAAUUGGGAAGUAUUUAAAUUAUUGCCGGCGUUCAGACGCGACUCAUUACAUGCAGAUUUAAAGCUCUUGGACCCAUCAAUUCAUGUACAGGAUUCUGAUGACUCAUCUUCUGACUCCGACUCUGAUAUGGAUUACUGGUGAACAAUUCCUGAUUGCUACUGAAGAUUCUUGUUUUGGACUUUUGGUACAUGUAGGUCUUCAUUUUUUGAGAAAUUUGCCAAAAAAACUUUCUAGUUUGCUUCGUAAAUGCCUGAGAUGGUUUUGUAAUUAAUGCAAAAAAUAUGUGCUUCAUUCAUGUCAUAUUAGUAAUGGUUUUGUAUACGUACAUAUAUUUUAUUUGUUCGAUCAUGCAUGCUUUAUGGCAUUGCUAUUAGGAUCUUGAAACUUUGUGCAAGUCUGGGGAGACUGUACGUCUGUCAAAGUGGAGCUGAGGCAGAUGCUAGAAAUAUCAUCCAAGCAUUGUCGCGAGGAGGCAGAGGGGGGUAUGGAGGAGGCUCGCUCAAGUUUCUCAGAUUUUGCAGCAGCCAUUUUGUACAUAUGCCCCAAGAGUUAAUGAUGUUGCACAGUACUCCAUUAGGCAUGCACUACUUAUGGAGGAGUGCGCAGAUUUGGAAUGAAUCCAGUCCGUUGUGGCUGGAAGGUAUUGUAGAGAGGCAGACAUGCAUGCUGCAUUUGAGUUACAUUUUCCAGGAGGAAAUUAAGUUCUCACACAAGUGAGGUUCUUGUUAUUACUUGACCGGCCAAAACAACAUUUCGCCUAUGCUCUUCUGAUAGAUUGGGGCCAAAAGGCCAAAAACGAAAACACAAUUUGGGGUUACACAUGCAAGUUAUCAACGAUCACCGAACCAAGAGGU